AUCUGUUUUCAUUCUUCAUUCUCUCGCUCAUUCUUCUUCUAAAACUCAUUCGAUUCCAAUCCUCGACCUUCGCUCUUCAGUCUUUUAUUCUAAUUAUUAUCACAUACAUUCAUAUUCAACCAUGACAGUCAUUCAUGCCUCGCAGGACUUGUAUUCUGCUUCUAACGGUCAGAGCCAUACGCUCGAUCACAUUCCUGUCAACAAGCAUUUCAAGAGAACCCAACCGGUCGCAUUUGCACAAGAAAAGUUCCAACAUCUGACUCUUUAUACCGGUAACACAAUCCGAACAGGCACCACAGGGCAAUUGAAUGUCUCUCUUAAAAAGUCGAAUCAAGAGCUUGUCUCCGCAGUCGAGGAAUCGCUGUUCUCUUCCCUCGUUUCUGCUCGGAUCAACGGAACCACAUUACAAUUGCAGACGCCGCCUCUCUUGGCGCAUUGGACGGUGAUAGAUCCAAGUACGACAUCACAGAAUCUUCAAACUGCACUGGGUGCAUCAAGUCAUGUGAUCGAUCACUUCAUCCUUGCAAUCCCCAAUCAGACUUUUGAUGAAAAUGGACUCGAUGAGGCAGACCUUGAGGCAUUCACAAACGAUGUGGAGCAACUUUAUUUGCCUAUCUGGAAGCGAUUAUCAGAACUCCGCACAGGCGGUCAAAUUGGACGGUUGGGUCAACUUGAAGCUUUCAAGACGGUGGCACUGAAUAAUGGAGCUGCGGCACCAGAGAUUGAUCAAGUCAAUCUGGAUGACUGUUGUGCUCGAAUCUUGACCCACGAUAUCUUGCCCAAGUCUACACUGUCUUCUUUGUUACGGCCUCACUUGCCUGUCACCUCAGAUUCGACCUUAACCCCCAACUUUGUCCUCAAGUACUCUGCGCUUCUUUCUGGACGCGGAUUGCUCGUUAGGAAAGGAUAUAUUGUCAAUGCUAUUGCCGUGUAGUAAAAAUAGAUAAGAUAAAAAUUGCCAUUCAUUAAACUAAGA
This is a messenger RNA of Lobosporangium transversale, 976 nucleotides long. RefSeq lists its product as hypothetical. Gene Ontology annotation, molecular function: enzyme regulator activity; glutamate-cysteine ligase catalytic subunit binding. The coding region runs from base 122 to 934 and encodes 270 amino acids. Gene Ontology annotation, cellular component: glutamate-cysteine ligase complex. Gene Ontology annotation, biological process: glutathione biosynthetic process. The transcript is spliced from 7 exons. NCBI's taxonomy places the organism in Eukaryota, Fungi, Mortierellomycota, Mortierellomycetes, Mortierellales, Mortierellaceae. The record is from RefSeq and is a predicted model, not a curated record.